This is a messenger RNA of Aspergillus saccharolyticus JOP 1030-1, 708 nucleotides long. RefSeq lists its product as uncharacterized. The record is from RefSeq and is a predicted model, not a curated record. Lineage: Eukaryota; Fungi; Ascomycota; Eurotiomycetes; Eurotiales; Aspergillaceae. The transcript has a single exon. Bases 1 to 708 code for a protein of 235 amino acids.
AUGACAAGAACAAGCCACAAAAGCAUCCUCAAAAUCCCCACCAUCAUCACCACCACAUCGACAAGCACAACCCCCACAACCCCCACCAAGCCCCUCCCAAGAGUCCGCUUCAGCCCCACCGCACGCCUAAUCUACAUCCCCCGACACCACGAUGGAAUCCCAUUUCUACGCCGCCUGCCUAGAAGCUUGAAGCGCCGGCGCCGCCACCCCCACCACUCCGGCAACUGCUGCUCUCUUCCACCUGCUCCAGUGUCUCGGAGACGGAAGCUGGGAAGUGGGUUGUGGAAUUUGUGUUGUAGUUUUUGCUACAAGGGGAGGAGUGGGGGUCUUCAGAGUGUUAUUACUGAUACUGAUACUAGUAUUAGUAGUGGUAGCAGUGGCAGUAGGAGCAACAGAAGCACUAAUAUCGCUCUCAAAGAUGCUGCUAUGGCGGUUACCACAGCCACUACUACCACCACCCCUCUCACCGGGGGUGAGCUUGGUGCUUGCCUCAGUAGAAGCAGCAGCAGCAGCAGCAAAUACUCGCUUGAAAGUGUCACUCUUUUCUUGCUCGAUGAUUCGGAUGAUGCGGAUGAUGAUGCUCCUUGCCUUGAGGGCGGGGACGAGUUGCAGAGGAUUCAGUGGCCUCUGCGGCGGAUGGCUUCGUGUUGGGAGUUGCGGGAGAGAAUGCUUAGCUGUAUUGAGGAGGAAGACGAAGAAGAGUGGUGA